AAAAUCCAGAUAAGAACCUUCUUUGAUCUGAGUAUGUUUUGAGGCCACGCAACUAUUUAAACUAUUUAUCUAUUUCGUUCACAAGCAGUUAGUCAAAAAAUGACGGACAGAGCCAAAGACAUUGAUCAGCGUUCGUCAUGGUACACCAACGUUUCCAACGUUAUCAAGGAAACUCCGUUAGAUGUGACACUCCUGGUCGUCUCAGCCAUUGUCUUCUAUAAGUUGGUGAGCAUCACCCGUCAGCGUCGACGGCGCCGUCAUCGUGAACAGCAGCUGAGAGGACCGGACCCGAUCUCCUUGGUUCCAGGUGGCGGAGGUCAAGAGGAGCUACCUCCACUACGUAGCGACUUCACGGUGGCAGAGCUACGCGAAUACAAUGGAACUCGUGAGGAUGGUCGCAUUCUUGUGGCCAUAAACUUUCAUAUUUACGAUGUGUCACGAGCCAAACACUAUUACGGCCGAAAUGGCGUUUAUCCAAACUACGCUGGACGCGAUAUUUCGAGGAACUUGAUUAAUUUCUCAGUGGAGACGAAUGAGAGCAAAGAAUUUGACGACUUUUGCGAUCUCUCAAUUAGCCAAAUGAACACUUUGAAGGAAUGGGAUCUCCAAUACAAAGAGAAAUACCCAUUUGUUGGAAAGCUUCUGCGCGAAGGCGAGCCCCAUUCCAAUUAUGAGGACGAGGAGGAGUCGGAGCAAGAAAUACAUCGCAAUCAAUAA
Molecule: messenger RNA, 717 nt
Organism: Drosophila serrata
Lineage: Eukaryota; Metazoa; Arthropoda; Insecta; Diptera; Drosophilidae
Product: membrane-associated progesterone receptor component 1-like
Cellular component (GO): endoplasmic reticulum; membrane; endomembrane system
Source: RefSeq, a predicted model, not a curated record